Musca vetustissima is the source of this 4869-nucleotide messenger RNA. Its product is annotated as VWFA and cache domain-containing protein CG16868. NCBI's taxonomy places the organism in Eukaryota, Metazoa, Arthropoda, Insecta, Diptera, Muscidae. The record is from RefSeq and is a predicted model, not a curated record. The transcript has 5 exons. Gene Ontology annotation, molecular function: voltage-gated calcium channel activity. The coding region runs from base 1 to 4869 and encodes 1622 amino acids. Gene Ontology annotation, cellular component: voltage-gated calcium channel complex.
AUGGUAUUUACAUAUCAACAACCACAACAACAAACCACCAAUUCAAAUACAAUACUACAACAGCAACAACAACAACCAAAUGUUCCUUUAACACCAACUAUAUUACAACAACUACAGCAACAACAGCAGCAGCAGGAUAGAGAUGCAGCAAAAGUAGCUGCCAUAAAUAUACCAGCAUCGAUUGCUGCUGCGGCUGCUGGUCUUCCUGGGCUGAAGCAAACAAAAGUGCCUUUACACUAUAAUAAUGCAACGAUUGAAUUGGUACCAGCAGCAGCGGCGGCAGCUGCAAUGAAUGUGAUGGUGGCAGGAGGAUCCUCGCCACCAUUAUCAUCAUCUUCAGUGUUAAUAAAUAAUGUUGCUGGCCAACAACAACCCCAACAAUUCCUACAAACUCCGGCCAAUGUUUUCUUUACCAAUUAUAAUAGCCAACAAAAUGUAAGGCAGCUGCUAAGGAACAUGGAUGAGCGGUUCAAGAAUAUGCGUAAUGUGGAAAUGCGGGUGGCAACCAUACAGGAAAUAUUCGAUUCCAUGCAUUUCUCCAGUUCCUCGGCAUUUACAUUCAAUAAAAAUCUCUCGAUAAAUGGUGAUCGCAUACCCCUGGCCCUUUUGGAAUAUAAACUACAACAAGAUCUGCAGCACUUCAGCAAAAGAUUGGCGGAGAAAAUCGAAAAAGCCCUGCAUAUUGUACGCGACCUAAGAGAUUUCUUCCAAACCAAUAUCACCCAAAUUGUACAAUUCACCGCGGAAUAUGAAGAAGACCUAGAAGAAGAGGAAGAUGACUCUGACUCCGAACCUGAAUUUGAUAUGGAAUUAAAUGACAUAGAACGUCCAUUGAGUCCACACAUAAAACCCCUGUAUUUAAACACUUUCAUACAAUCCUGUUACGAUGUGGACUCAACAAGUUUCACCACCUCGUCAUCGUCUUCAUUGGCGGAAAAUUACAAUAAACAACAAAUCGAAAUACUCAAUUAUGAUAAGACUGAUGAUUACACGGCUCCAUUAAUGAAAAAUUACAUAGACACCUCUUUGCUCAACGAAAAAAAUGAACUAACAAUGGAGGCGAACUCUUAUAUCAAAGAAAAAAUCAAAUCCCUAAAACAAUCGCUUCUCAAAAACGACAAAUCACCCUGGAAUCUGGAGAAACCCCAUGUGGGAAAUCACAUUAAACAUAUUUAUUUUCUCUCACGCAGUGAUGACGCCAGUGAUUCGUAUAAUCGUUUCUACCACGACUCCCAUUUUCGUUAUCUCUUUACCUCGGUCAUACAAAAGAAAUAUGUCUUCCUUCUGCUCGAUGUGGGUUCGGCAAUGAGUGGUGAACUCUUGGAGCUGGCAAAAUCAUACAUAUCAAAUAUAUUACAAUUACUAUCAUCGAAUGAUUUAAUAAGCCUGGUAUGUGUUUCCGAUGAAGUGGAAAAUAUGCUGCUACUAGAUGCCUCCGAUACGGAUGCAGCAAAUGGCCUCUAUUUGAGUUCGCGUGAACGUAAAGAGGAAAUUCUAAAUUAUAUUGGAAGUUUGUCAUUGAGUCGCACGUUAACGAAUCACUCAUUGGGUUUUGAGUAUGCUUUCAAAAUGUUAUCGCGUUUGGAAAAUGCCAGCCUUAUUGGUGCCCAAACACCCAUCGAAUUUGUCUAUAUUACCCGAGGAUUGCUAACGAAUUUCUCCGAUGCCAUGCAUGUUUUAAAUGUUGUGGCCAAGGGCCAAAAAUUGCUACAGAAGCCAAUUGUCAUCAAUGCUUGCGGGGUGGUUUUGGAUGAAAAACGCAUAAUGUAUGAGCGCCAAUUCCUCACGGACAUAACCUCACAAAAUUACACCAAAUAUGAUAUCGAUGUCAAGGAUUGGUAUAAACCAGCAGAUUUACAACAAUUAAAGGGCAACUUAUUUUUUCUAACCAAAAUGCAACAGGAUACAAUAAUACGCACCGCCACGGCCAUUUUUCAAAAAGAUUUUCAAGAUCCCUAUUUGAUAAAGACAUGGCAGGUCCACCCACCCAUUGUGGAUGCGAGCAGUAAGGAUAGCAUUGUGUCCAUAACCCAUGCUGUCGCCCCAUUCGGUGUAGUGGGUGUAAAUUUAUAUCUCUCCGAUUUAAUAGAAGAUGUGAAUAGCUAUCAUUAUCAGCAACAGCAAUUUGCCCUGAGUAAUAAGGGUGACAACUCGUAUGCCUUCCUGAUAGAGACAAAUGGUAAUACCCUAACACAUCCAGCUUUCCCCAGACCGGUGACUUUGAAUCAAACCCCUUUCCCCGUGGAUAUACAAUAUUUGGAAAAUUCUACAAAUUUUGCCGAAAUACGUCAGAGAAUGUUGGCGGAAGAAAAUGGCAAUGCCACCACCACAAUUUAUUUGACCAAAAAUCGAAAGCAAGAGAAAUUCAUACGAACAUAUCAAUGGCAUAAUAUUUUGGGGUUCUAUGUCCUGUGUAUGGUCAACACCAGGAGGACGGAGGAAGCCAAUUCUACAGCGAAUAAAAAUACAGAAUUGAAAUUAAAUCUUCAACUCCCUGCCGCCUUGCCACUGACCCUGAAACACUUUGCCUCAAAAAAUAAUAUACCCAUGUAUCCGCCACCACCCCAUAGCGAUGAUUAUGAACAGUAUUUCACGACAAUUGAUUUAAUCUAUCAUCGUUUGGAUCUGCUACCACCGGCGGGAACCACAAAUUUAUGCCGCUACUUUCGACAAAUAUCCACCAUGGAUGCUGCCACAUUAUUUCUAAGUUCAUUGGCCUUUGAAUCGCCAUUUACCUUCCUGCACAAUAAUCGUGUUAGUUCGUCACAAAAUCAAUUGAAAACCAUAUCGGAAAGUAUCAUUGCCUAUUUGAAAGAUUCCACGGGGCUGCUGGCCAAUCCAGGGUUAAGGCCACAAAUUAGGCAAGAAGUAAAUGCCCUCUACACAGCCAUGCAGCAUUUGAAAAAGCGCCAUCAAGAUGCCCGUGGAUCGUUGAGGAACUUCAUCAUCCGGCGUUACAUUGCCUCGGUGAAUGGUGUGUUGCAGGUCUAUCCCGGUUGCCUGCUUAACAAUCUCUUUGAUCCCUCACAACGCACCUGGUAUCGCAAGGCCAUACAAAACCCAGGCAGAUUGGUGGUUACAGAACCUUACCUAGAUGCCGCCGGGGCAGGUUACAUCAUCACCAUUGCCCACACCAUAUUUGAAGGAAAAUCAAAUGCUUUACAUUCCAUAGAACGUGAUCAACCGGUGGCCAUUGUGGCCAUGGAUGUUCCCUAUGCCUAUCUUUACAAGAUCAUCUUGGAUUCCACGCCGCUGUGUUUGAUGCACAACAUCAAGUGUCUGCUCUUUGAAAAUGAGGGUUAUUUGGUGGCCCACCCCUCGAUGAUGGAGGCCAAGACGGCCACACGUAAUCAAAGGCGGCCCCAUGAACACAUUACCCACAAGGAAUCCUAUUUGGCCAAUGACAUCUUGAAUCACAAAAGUUUGGUACGCAAAUUGGCCUGUGCCAAUUAUCAAAAUCGUACCCUGCAACGUUACUACGUGUUCAACACCUCUCUCAAUGAGAUCCUCACCAAUGUGGUACAUGGUGAGCGGACCAAAUAUGCCAUAGCCCUUAUCAAGGGUUCCAACAUCUUUGCUGCCGUCCUCAAUUCCACCUGUGAUGGUGGUGCCUUUUGCCCCUGCAGUACCAUUGAUCGCCAAUGCCUAAAUUGCAAGCGUAUGGAUCAAUCGGAUUGUGAGUGUCCCUGUGAAUGUCCCAUGACAGUGGCCACAAAUGGUGUGGGUGUGGAUUCGGUCACAUCUCUACUUGAUGCAGAAGAUGAGGAUAUUGAUGACGGUGGUCCGAAUUUAUCCUAUUUAAAUAUCACCAAACAAUAUCCGUAUUGUGAGCCACCCUAUGAAUCCUAUACCAUGGAGUCUUCCCAGCUAAUGCAUGAACAGAUGCUCGGUCUACCGUCUUGUGUCAACAUCAAUUGUGAUAUUUACAAUACUCAGCGUGAAUGUUUGGGUGUUAUGGGUUGUGAAUGGUGCCAGCAGGAUGUGGAUGGUAAUGGAUUUGCGGCGGCUUUCUGUAGUGCCCAAUCGACUUGCUAUAAUGGUGUCCUUGCCAGCUUGUCACCCUAUGGUGACUUGUAUGAUGAUGACUUGAUGGCUGCCCAUGGCUAUAAUCCUUCGCAAAAGCCCAGCAAUUAUUCGGCAUUUGGCCCAGUAGGUGGUGCUUUAAUUGUCCUGGCCAUUGUCAUCGGUUUUGCCAUCUAUUGUUAUCGCCACAAUGUCGACAGCUCCUCCCAGGAACAAUUCUAUAUGGAUUCCAUGCAAGAAGAGAACUAUGGCCUCCCCCUGUCACGUUUCAAUUUUGAUGAUUGCCAGGCAGAUGAUCCCCCGGGAGGUGGUGGUAUUAGUGGUGGCUAUGAUCACACUGCCGCCCAACGUAGCCUUAUGAAUGCGGCGGAUAUAUCCCCCUACCACAUGAGUACGGGUAGCAGUUAUCGUCGGCCACCAAAUGGUGAAUCGGAUCAUGGUUAUUCCACCAUGACACCACAUGAAGAUUCAUCGGAUCAUCAAUGUUUUACACUGGCCGAGCCGCUGCUGCUGAACGAUAAACGUCACAGUAAAUCCGAUACAAUGUCCAUAUCAACAUCCAUAUCAUCGCCCACAAAUCGUCAGCAACAACAACAACACCAUUCAUCAUCAUCACAUUAUGGAUUUCCCUCGUCCAAGGAGUCGCGUUAUAAUUUAACCUCGCCGAAAAAAUAUUCACAUUCACCCAGUCGUGGGGUAUAUGAACCGACCACAAUACCCCUACAAAGUUCAUUGGCAGCUGGGGGUAAUGCUUGUGAUGAUGGUGGUGGCUCCGUGCCGGGAGCUACCCAUCUUAUUUUAGCUCCUGUUACUGUACACAGACACAUGGAAACUUCCGAAUCAUAG